AGAGAAUGAUGAUGGUUAUGUUGUUCAAGUCAGAGCUGUCAUUCUGCAGAUAAAGCUAACAAAAUAUUUAAGUAUUGAUUUUCCAAAUUGUUAUCCACUCUGCAUUGCACCAAAUAUUCUCUAAUUCAGAUAUGGUUGUAUUCAAAGUAGCUAAGUGUCCAACAGACGAGUUGUCUUUAUCAAACUGUGCUGUAGUAAACGAUGCUGAUUUUACUGGUGCAAAGCAUAUCAAAGUUAAUACAGGAGGAGGCCAAAAUUUUGUAUUCUCCAUUAAAGGACAUGCUAGUAUUCCAAGAUAUCAUGUCGGCUUUAGUUUACCACAAAGGAAGUGGGCGGUUUUAUCUUUAAAUCAAGAAAUUAAUGUUGAACCCUACACUCCUGAUGAAUAUAUUUCUUCAAUUGUUUUGGAAGCAGAUUUUAUGCAGAAAAAAACGACAUCAAUGGAGCAAUAUGAUACAGAUGAAAUGGCAAAAGAAUUUUUAUAUUCUUUUCCAAAUCAAAUGUUUACAAUUGGUCAACAACUGGUAUUUGCAUUCAAAGAUAAAAAGCUGUUACUUUUAAUGAUCAAAGACAUUGAAGUGGUUGAUAUUUCGAAAAUAAAAGCUGGAGGAGAUGUUAAACCCAGAAAAUCUAAAAUGGGCCAGUUAAUACCAAAUACAGUAAUUCAGUUUGAAAAAGCAGAAAAUUCGUCUUUGAAUCUCACAGGGAAAUCUAGAGGAAAAGUUGUUCGUGAGUCUAUUAUUAAUCCUGACUGGGAUUUUCAAAAAAUGGGUAUUGGUGGUUUAAGUAAUGAAUUUAACGCCAUCUUCAGACGUGCUUUUGCUUCAAGAGUGUUUCCUCCUGAGUUAGUUGAACAACUUGGGUGUAAACACGUAAAAGGUAUUUUGCUGUAUGGCCCUCCAGGAACAGGUAAAACGCUCAUGGCAAGACAGAUUGGUAAAAUGCUGAAUGCUCGAGAACCAAAAAUUGUAAAUGGACCUCAGAUAUUAGAUAAGUAUGUAGGAGAAUCUGAGGCCAACGUAAGAAGAUUGUUUGCUGAGGCUGAAGAGGAAGAAAAAAGGGCUGGUCCAAAUAGUGGUCUUCACAUCAUUAUAUUUGAUGAAAUUGAUGCUAUCUGUAAACAAAGAGGAUCUGUAGCUGGAAAUACCGGUGUUCACGAUACUGUUGUCAAUCAAUUAUUGUCAAAAAUUGAUGGUGUGGAGCAGUUGAAUAAUAUUCUAGUAAUUGGUAUGACAAACAGACGAGAUAUGAUAGAUGAAGCUUUACUUAGACCUGGGAGAUUGGAAGUACAAGUUGAAAUUAGUUUACCAAAUGAAGAGGGCAGAGUACAGAUUCUCGAAAUUCAUACAUCUAGAAUGAAACAAUAUAAGAAAAUUAGUUCUGAUGUAGAUCUACAGGAACUAGCAGGAUUAACAAAAAAUUUUUCUGGUGCUGAACUAGAAGGAUUAGUGCGAGCUGCUCAAUCAACUGCAAUGAAUCGAUUGAUUAAAGCUUCCAAUAGAGUGGAAGUUGAUCCUGAAGCUAUGGAAAAACUGAUGGUUAGCAGAGGAGACUUUUUUCAUGCUCUAGAAAAUGAUAUAAAACCAGCUUUUGGUACAGCACAAGAAAUAAUAAAUCAAUUUUUAAUACGUGGAAUUAUCAAUUGGGGACCUCCUGUUACUGGUAUAAUGGAAGAUGGUAUGCUAUUCAUCCAACAAGCAAGGGCUACAGACACAUCAGGUCUUGUUUCCGUGCUCAUUGAGGGUCCACCAAAUGCGGGAAAAACAGCACUGGCAGCUCAGUUAGCAAAGAAUUCUGAUUUUCCUUUCAUUAAAGUUUGUUCACCAGAAGAAAUGGUUGGAUUCACAGAGACUGCGAAAUGUCUUAUGAUCCGUAAGAUAUUUGACGAUGCAUACAGAUCAACAUUAAGUUGUAUUUUAGUUGAUAAUAUUGAAAGACUGUUAGAUUAUGGUCCUAUUGGUCCUAGAUAUUCCAAUUUGACAUUACAAGCUUUGUUGGUUCUGCUAAAGAAACAACCACCACCAGGAAAGAAAUUGUUAAUAUUAUGCACAACAAGCAGAAGGCAAGUAUUAGAAGAAAUGGAAAUGCUUUCUGCGUUUACCUCUGUACUACAUGUGCCUAAUUUGUCAAAAGCCGAGCAUUUACUAAACGUUUUAGAAGCCUCUGAUGUAUUUUCUGGUCAAGAAUUGAAACAAAUAACUCAUCAGAUUCAUGGAAAAAGAAUAUUCAUUGGUAUAAAGAAAUUAUUGGCUCUGAUAGACAUGGCCAGACAAACUGAUGAUCGAAUCCGUGUUAUUAAAUUCAUAAGCAAACUGGAAGAAGAUGGAGCUUUGGAAGAUCCUGGAAUGGCUUAAUAAAAAGUAAAGAACAUUUCAAUCAAUACACACUAUGUAAAAACUACAUUUUGCAAUAUCAUAAUUAAUAAUUUCCAUUUCAAUAGUUGCCCAAUAAGCGAUGGUGGUGGAUUAAUCCGUGGAUAAGAAAACAUUUCAUCAAAAACGAUCUGCUUUAAAUUAAUGAGAAAAAUACUUAACAACUACUCAACAGUACCAGUGCAAUCAUUUUUAGAUUAACAGUAUUAAGGAAAGCGUUAAUUAAUUGCACACUUAGAUGUGUCAAGACAAAUGUAGUAAACUAUUUUUAAACAAUAUUUUAAAUUAUGGUAUUUAUAUCUAAAAAUGUUUAUCAGACAGUUUGUGAGGGGGUGUAAUACAUGAUUAAUAAUUUUGUUUAGAUUGUUUAGUUCCCAUACGCCAAUAUAUGAAAUUUCUAAUUAUCUACUGAUAAAAACGCGCGUUAAAGAUUGCGAUUGUGAAUCUUCGUGAAGUGUAGUUAUUCAUAUGGUCAAAUUAUAAGCAUUUUAGUUGACGAUAUAAGUCUUGCUAUGUGUGUAAAUACCAUAAUUUGAAUAAUAAUUAUUUUACAGUUAAAUUUAUCGGAUCACUAUAAAAGUUGAAUGUAUACAUACGUAAUAAGCACAUUCAGAGAGUACAAGACGCUCCAAAAUAAUUAUGGGAUAGAUUUUAAUAUUGUUAUAAAGUUGUAUAGUAGAAUGUGUCACAGCAUUAAGUAUGUUAAUUUUUAUAUUUAACAACACUUUUCCCUAAACCUGAAUAAAAAAUGAAUAUUUUAGAAACAAAUUUCUUUAUUUAAAAUGAAUUAGUUUUGAAAAUUAAGGGAGAAAAUGUUAUAUAUUUCAUUCGUAUUAAUUUGGACAACAAUUCUGAUCUUUUUAGGGGUGUCUUGUCAGUGAUUAGAAUGAAUGUUAUAUUUAAGAUAUAAAUGUCUUUCUUAGCUUUAAGAAAAGUUAUUGGUUAUGCUAACACUAGUCGUUUCUAUAAAAAUAAAACAAACGAAAUUUUAUCUAUAUAUUUCAACAAUAUUUUGUUCUGUAUAAAUUUUUUAUAAUUAAUAAACUGGAUUUAUUUAUAUAUUUUGAUUUUUUUUUGCAAUACGUUGUCAGCCAGAACAAAUCUAAAGAUUUAUUAAAAUAGGUAGCACAAAAUUGUUCGUAAUUCUAAAUUUAUUGUUAGUGGCAUAUACUUUUUCUGUAUUGUGUCACAAUUGUUCUUGUAAAGCUUAUAAUACUUUAAUAAGUAGUCAAUUUCAUAGUAAUUUAACUUAAACACUUUUCCUUCAAUAUGCCCAUAUACAACCUACUUCUUGUAUAUAAUUUGUAUAUUCUUUGUAUUUACAUGUGUACAGUGUUAAAGCUUUAAAAACAUAUUAAUUGUUGAUGAAAGUAUUGUAUUUAGAAAAAGGUUAGUAAAAUAUUGGAAUCAG
This is a messenger RNA of Diorhabda sublineata, 3783 nucleotides long. Its product is annotated as vesicle-fusing ATPase 1-like. The record is from RefSeq and is a predicted model, not a curated record. Gene Ontology annotation, cellular component: Golgi stack. Gene Ontology annotation, biological process: intra-Golgi vesicle-mediated transport; SNARE complex disassembly; Golgi to plasma membrane protein transport. Lineage: Eukaryota; Metazoa; Arthropoda; Insecta; Coleoptera; Chrysomelidae. Gene Ontology annotation, molecular function: ATP hydrolysis activity; ATP binding. The coding region runs from base 132 to 2354 and encodes 740 amino acids. The transcript is spliced from 15 exons.